AUGACCACCACCAACCCCAACCUCCUCUCCAAAAAGCUGAACGUCCUGGUCUACUCCGGUGCGCAAACUUAUUCUGAUUGGAAAGGCAAUGUUCUGACCCCCCCUGCCCCAGGAAAUGGAACCACCAUCGACGCCGUCCGCCACUGUCUAUACUCCCUGCGCCAGCUCCUGGCUGCAAACUACGCCGUGAUCCCCGUCACAGGAGACAUGAUCAUAAGCGAGCCUUGGACUGCUUCAUGCGCCCUGCUGGUUAUUCCUGGUGGCGCUGACCUACCAUAUUGCAGGACUCUAAACGGAGAAGGGAACAGGAGAAUCUGCCAAUUCGUCCAGCGGGGCGGUGCAUACCUGGGCCUCUGCGCGGGGGGUUAUUAUGCCAGCAAACGAUGUGAGUUUGAGGUCGGGAACAAGAAACUAGAGGUUAUUGGUGAGAGGGAGUUGGCCUUUUACCCUGGCAUAUGUCGCGGAUGCGUUUUUCCGGGGUUUGUCUACGAUAGCGAAAAUGGCGCUCGAGCUGCUGAGCUCAAGGUAUCCAAGUCUUCGUUGGCUUUUGGAUCCGUGUCUGAGAUUUUCAGGUCAUAUCACAAUGGUGGGGGUGUCUUCGUUGAUGCGCCCAAGUAUGCAGACAGAGGUGUCGCAGUUCUUGCGAGUUACACGGAAAAGCUCAAAGUGGAUUCCGGAGAGGGUGCUGCUGCAGUAGUCUAUUGUAAGGUGGGCGAGGGCGCAGCAAUACUGACCGGACCUCAUCCAGAGUUCGUAUUUCCCGCAAAGCCUGUUGAUAGCUGGGAGCUGACGAAGCCCAGAUUUGCUGCGUCGAAUCUUGACAGAAAUGCCGAUGGACCAGGUUAUGGGAAUGUCGUGGAUACGUUGGCUGCAGAUGAUCAAUCAAGGGUGAAUUUCUUGAAGGCUUGUCUAACGAAGCUAGGUCUUCGGGUUAACCAAGACUCGUCUACGGUGCCAUCGCUAUCACGUCUGCAUCUUUCCUCUGUGGAUCCUCAGGGGGCUGUUGGUUUGAUAUCAAAACUACGGGAUAUUAUUACAGUGACUGAUGGAAAGGAGUAUAUCAAGGAUGACGUUGAUACAUUUCACCUGGAGGAACCUUCUUUCAUGGGGAUGAAGGAAGUAGCUGAAUCACUCCCUAAAGUUACCGAAGAGAAAAAUGGUCAGGAAGGCGAUCCUGACAGAGAUGUCGAUUAUAAUUCCGUUAUUAAAGAAAUAGUCGUCCACGACGACACUCCUUCAUCCAAAGCUACCCCUUCUUUCAAUCACCAUGCAUUUUACGCUAAUCUCAAAGAGUAUCGUGCACAGUCUAAAGAUGGUAUUCAUGAAUUUGGCUCCAAUAUAUUGUAUGGAGAGGUUGUCACCAGCACAAACACCCUUCUAGAGAAGAAUACGCAACUACUACGAAGACUCCCACAGGGAUUUGUAGCUACUGCUACCGUCCAAUUGGCUGGGCGAGGCCGCGGAUCCAACGUCUGGGUGUCCCCGUCUGGCCAACUGAUGUUUUCAACUGUCAUAAAGCACUCAGUCGAGAACAUGAACCGCGCUCCCGUGGUAUUUAUACAAUACAUUGCCGCCAUUGCUAUCAUCCAGGGUAUCAAAAGGUACGAUAAAGGAUACGAAAACAUGCCAGUAAAGCUAAAAUGGCCCAACGAUAUCUACGCCCUGGACCCCACCCAACCAGACAACAAGUCCUACACAAAAGUAGCCGGCAUCCUCGUAAACGCCCACUACUCCUCUGCACAAUACAUCGCCGUCGUCGGCAUCGGCUUAAACGCCCUAAACACUUCCCCAACCACCUCACUCAACUCCCUCCUAUCCUCCCAAACCUCCAAAAAUGGCAACAAGCCCCUCCCCCCUCUAUCUCUCGAAAGACUCCUCGCCAGCAUCCUCACCAAGUUCGAAUCGCUCUACAUCCGCUUCCUGCGCACGGGCUUUGACCAGCAUUUCCUCGACAUGUACUAUGCCGACUGGCUGCAUAUGGAUCAGAUCGUGACGCUGGAAGCGGAGGAUGCGGUGCGUGCACGCAUCAAGGGGAUUACGAGCGAUUAUGGAUUACUCGUGGCGGAGGAGUUGGGGUGGGAGGAUCAGCCAACGGGAAAGAGGUGGGAGUUGCAGAGUGAUAGUAAUAGUUUUGAUUUCUUUCGGGGGUUGGUUAAGAGGAAGAUUUGA
Molecule: messenger RNA, 2169 nt
Organism: Paracoccidioides brasiliensis Pb18
Product: biotin-[acetyl-CoA-carboxylase] ligase
Exons: 3
Coding region: 1-2169 (722 amino acids)
Biological process (GO): protein modification process
Cellular component (GO): cytoplasm
Molecular function (GO): biotin--[biotin carboxyl-carrier protein] ligase activity
Source: RefSeq, a predicted model, not a curated record